AUGACUUGGGAUCGAUAUGAACUCGGCCGAAGGAACAUUUUCUACGAUGAGAAGAAACCCCUGAUCCCGGUCAAUGUGUUCCCUCCGCACGUAGAGCGCGUACGGAGAUUAAUCACAGACCUUUCUUGUGUAGUCAAUGGAGAAGACUUGAUCAAUAAGAAUGAGCUUAUUUCCGAUGAUAAGCUGAACCCUUUACUAUAUGGCCCGGAUCCAGAUCCUGCCCUAGCUGAGGCGCAGAAGACCUUGAUCAAGGCACACAGUCUCGUUAACGGUGGCUACAAAGAGGACGAGUGGCAGGCUUUCUACGCAAAGCACUUUUUUGAGAGACUAGCCGAUUCUCUUUCAUUAUCUAAAGAUGAUACUAGACGAGAGACCAAUAGGCGCUGGGACCUCUUUAAAAAAGAUGAGGAGGCCGGAAUAGCGCCAUUCAAGAUCCUCAGUAGCCCUAAACCAGACCACGCUUUCUUCCUUCCCAUUUAUCACAACCGUCAUCCGGCCGGGAUUCCUACUGUGGUAGACCCCAAUGCUAGACAGUGGAAUAGGGCUCAAGAGACAUCUGCUAUGGAACCGUUUACGUGGUCAACACUUAAGAGAUUACAUGGAUUUGGCCUCGAACCAGCACCUUCCCAUGUUUUUAAAAAGCCACCACUGGAAGCCAACCUCAAAUGUUACCCUUGGCUUGUAGUCGAAUAUAAAAAAGAGACGCAGGACAACGGGCCCGUGAGAGACGUGUGUUGCCAGGCCGCUAAUGCUGCAGCAUGCGCGAUUAGUUUGAUCAGGCACACAGCUCAGUUUGCUGUGAAACUACCCAAGCAUGCGCAUAUCCCCCCCAUACCCGUCAUCACCACUAUCGGACCUAGCGUCAAAGUGUGGAUUAUGUAUUAUGCCACAGAUUUCGACGCUCCGUGCUGCCACCGAGAGACGACAGAGGAAAUAGUGAAGAGACGCAAAGAGGGAUAUCUGACUUUGUUUGAGAUCAUGCGCGUUAUUUGGAGCGGCGAGAUGACCAAGCUUGCUGAUGUUGCUAUGUUUCAAAUGAUCCUUGAUAACGCGCAUACCUGGGCCACACGAACUUUCAAGCCUUUAAUGGCUUCGUACAUCGAACAAUGGCAAUAUGUUUUCGACGAAUCAACUGUCAGCGAAAGUUCAGGCCAUAAUUCGGCGUUUUUUCUGUCAAAGAAACGCCGCGAGAAGACAAUUGAGCAGCGACGAGCUAUUGUCCCGCUAGUCCAAGGCCUGCUAGAUGACCAAGCUACCAUGGAGCUUGAUGGCAUGGCCAAUAAGAAGGUGACCCCUUUACUUCUAGGCCUAAUGAUGCACCAAAUCUGCUCAUUAGAGAAGGAAUCGAUAGCCAGUGAAGUUGAUAGAGUCGUAUCUCAGAAAUUAAAGGGGUUGUCCAUGGAGGGACUGGCACCCGGGAAGCAGUAUAGUUCCCGAGGAGGAGAGAACUCCCGAUCCCAAGCGCACUCUGACUGCGGUUCUGAUCAUCAAGAGUCCAUUUUCGGGUCACGCAAAACCAGCCAAUACUGGCCCCUUGACAUCGAUGACCCGAACGACUCCGACUACAGGCCGUCACAAGAUUCUUCAGCUUCAGUCCAAACGACAUCCUCUGUGGCUCUUGCGGCUCCUCAAUCAAAUGCUACAGAUGCCUUACCUUCGACGUAUGAGUUUUCUUUCAAUAGCUCGGCGCGGGUUAUCUCAAAGGGUGCGCAAGUCCAGCCAUUGGGACCGAACGCGGAUCGUCCAUUCUAUAGCCCCGGCAGAGAUGGACGAGAAACUCCAUCUACUCCUGGGGGCCAAGUUACGCCAAAGCCGAGUCCCUCAACACUGUUCUCCAAACUUUUGUCUACGCUUCCAACUUCUUCAGAUGGGGAAGUAUCACGAGAGAUCUCCAAGGAAACAACACCAUCUAGAUUACCAGUCGUCACUGGUCCAUUAUCACUUGAAACGCAGGGACGAUCUUCUGGACGGCAACUUGGCAUAGUACCAUAUUCUCUACAUCCUCUUAUGACUCUUGAAAAUUAUAGUGAGAAGAGUAAAGUUCAGGGCGCAGGUCAAGAUGAGAAUGACUAUAUUGAUUUGACAAGAGACAGCCAGGAAGAUGCUUCGUAG
Fusarium musae is the source of this 2112-nucleotide messenger RNA. RefSeq lists its product as uncharacterized. NCBI's taxonomy places the organism in Eukaryota, Fungi, Ascomycota, Sordariomycetes, Hypocreales, Nectriaceae. The transcript is spliced from 3 exons. Bases 1 to 2112 code for a protein of 703 amino acids. The record is from RefSeq and is a predicted model, not a curated record.